CAGGUAACAUUGAGGUUGGGUCAACGCUCCAUCGGGAGUAUAUUUGAGGUGAACUCGAAUAACUUUCAGUUUUUCGAGUUGAGCCUUCUGUGUAGAGAGUUUCCAGCUAGGUUCAAGCAUAUAGUGAAAGCCUUCGAACUAUUAAGGCCGUAAUCGACAUAUUUCGUGUUCAACGGUGAUGGUUGAACAAAGAUUGCGUUACAAACUAUUUACCUACACCCCUUCUAGAGGUUGGAAGUAUUUUGCAUCUAUCUACCCUGUUGAUGACAUUUACUGUUUGGUGUUAUACUCUUCUAUGGUCUCAAGCUGCUACCGCUUUCUCAACCCAAACCUGCUUCCGGUCUUCGGGCAACUCCUGCCAUCUUGUGGCCAUGGUAGCGUUGAUCUCCGAGAAACUUGCUCCAGGCCAUUCUUGCCGGAUUAACUUCCUGUUCUCCAUUGUGAAAAGCAAAUAAGAUGUUGGGGUCUUCUUGGGCUUUUUAAGAUCGAACGGGGUCUUAUCCUUCUUCUUCUUCUCCUUUAGCUUUUAGUGCUUCAAAUUCUUCUUAACUUGAUCAAUUUCUUCCUUCUGAUUGAGGAGCUGCAGGGCCUGCACCUUCACCUGCUCUUUACUCUGAUCCUCGGCCACUUUCAGUUCAUCUGAGUUUGUGGGCUUCGAGCGGGAAGAGAGGGCGAAAGCGGGGCCGAGAGAAUCUGAGCACGCGGGGUGGAUUAUCUGAGACCGCUGCUCUUUUGAGCGCAGCAGGUUGAGGUUUAGUUUAUUGCCGUGUAUCGCCGAUUAUCAUACUAUACAGUAUGAGCGAGCACGAUGUGCCUGCCGGGAGUUGUGGGAUUAAGAGAGAGAACGAGCUGAAAAUCCAAAGUUGCUCAUACAAGUUAGACUUAUCAAAAAAUAUUCGAGGGAUCUGCACCGACACGAGAUGUUGAAUGUUUAUGCAAGAUUUUUGUAUGUGAGUGAGGGGAUGAGAACGAGGUUUUCCCACGUGGAGUGGAGAGGUGGUGUCCAGGACUACAGAUGCAGAUUGUGAAUCACUCACAAGCGCACAAUUUUGGUGCAUGAUACUGGUUGAUUUCAAGUGGAGUGUAGGGAAAGAUACUGCUCGAGCAACUCCAUUGUGUUCUUCAAAGUGAACUCCAUUAGGAGGGUAGGGAAUGUCGGACUCGGCUCUCCGUGAGCUUGUACUCAAUUGAGCUCUCAUAAUUUUACACUUCAUUGAUAUACUCAGAUUGCUCGGAGCUUGGGCUUCUCUUUCCUUCAUUACUUCCAUUCCCAAGGCUUUCCCUUGGCUACACAAAUAUUUGAAUAGCAUAUGUUGGGAGUAGGGUAAACAAGGAUUUUGAGAAGUGAUUUCAAGCACUUUGCACAGUUUUUGGACAGCG
Marchantia polymorpha subsp. ruderalis is the source of this 1380-nucleotide messenger RNA. NCBI's taxonomy places the organism in Eukaryota, Viridiplantae, Streptophyta, Marchantiopsida, Marchantiales, Marchantiaceae. The record is from the annotation of a GenBank genome assembly.